UACUCAUUCGAGUCAUUCGGUCGAGCAGUGACUAGUGAAGUAUAAAUUUCGAUUGUGUUAUUAAUAAAAUAGGUGAUUAAAUUCAGAAAAAUGGCUAAACCCAAAAAGGAUGAAACAUCUGAAGAAGCGAAAAAAAUCGUUGAUGAUGCAAAAAAUUUUAUAGAAAAAGCGAUUGGAGAUAUUGGUAAAACUUCCGCAACAAAGCAGCUAAUUUUAGGAACUGCGUCAGGAUGGAUAACCGGUUUCAUAACUAUGAAAAUUGGAAAACUUGCUGCUGUUGGUAUUGGCGGAGGUGUAAUUUUAUUACAUAUUGCAAGCCAAAAAGGAUAUAUUGACAUUAAUUGGGAUAAAAUCAAUAAAAAGGUCGAUAAAAUCGCAGAUAAAAUCGAAAAGGAAACUACUGGAAAAUCUCCAGAUUGGUUUGAUAAAGUUGAAAGGUUUGUGGACCGUAAAUUAGAUAAAGCUGAAGGAUUGUUAAAGAAAAAGGAACACAAGGCUAAACGUUGGUACAAUGAAAUUAUUGGAGAAGAUGAUUACCGUGCAACUGAAACACAUGUAUUUUUGGCAUCUUUUGUUGCUGGACUGGCUGUUGGACUUAUUUGUGGAAAAUAAUUACUUUAAUGGUUUAUGUAGAUAUUGUAUCUUUAGAAAAAUCUCACAUUGUUUAUUUAUAUAAUGUUUAUUAGAGUUAGUGUUUAAAAAUAAGUAUACCUUAACCGUAAAAUGUAAUUUAUUUCCACAAGUAUAAAUGUAUAAAUCCUUAUUAUAUUAUAAAAUAUUCUGAGUUAUAUGAUUAAAUAAAAUAACGUAAAUAGUAA
Messenger RNA from Nymphalis io (European peacock), 818 nucleotides. Its product is annotated as FUN14 domain-containing protein 1. Gene Ontology annotation, cellular component: mitochondrial outer membrane. Gene Ontology annotation, biological process: autophagy of mitochondrion. Lineage: Eukaryota; Metazoa; Arthropoda; Insecta; Lepidoptera; Nymphalidae. The transcript is spliced from 3 exons. The record is from RefSeq and is a predicted model, not a curated record. Bases 91 to 612 code for a protein of 173 amino acids.